AGCAGUUGAGCAGCACACUCGGUGAAUUGUGUGUAUGUGCCAUAGACGUAUGAAAGGGUGAUGCCCGAUAGCGCCCCCUAAGCUAACCUUUGUCGAUUGAUCUGACUAUCCAUACACCAGAGGUGCGAAUCUCCUGGACUACUUCAUAGCUUGUGGGCAUCUCCCAGGGAGCAGGGGAUUACUGUUGCUGUGAUGCCUUCACUCUGGCAAGAGCUUGCCGGAGGUACUGCAGGCGGGGUAAUCGGAAUGACGGUGGUCUACCCGUUAGACACCAUAAAGUCCAGACUGCAGACUUCUGGACGCUCGAGAUACUCGAGCAUCUCGAACGUACUCACAUCGAUGGCGAGAAAAGAAGGGACGUUGUCCCUAUACCGGGGCCUUCUCUCUCCGGUCGUUGGCUACGGAGCUAUGUUCGCUGUGUCAUUUUCCUCCUACGGCUACGCCGGCAGGUUUCUACUACGGCGGAGAGAGGCGAAAGCAACCGACGAGCUGACCCUCCCUGAAAAGGGAAUCGCUGGGGCGUGGGCUGGCGUAAUGAACGCUCCUAUGCGACAGGUGUUCGAGAGGGUCAAGGGAGUCAUGCAGGUGCGGCAAGGAAAGAAGCUGCAAUCGCCGUACUCCUGGAGCGGGGCUUGCGUUGUGGACCUUGUGCGAAGGGAGGGUGUUGCCAUGGGGCUAUGUCGGGGCAUGGGAGCGACCAUGCUCAGGGAGCCCCUUCAGUUCGGCAUCUACUACCCAUCGUAUGAGAUUGCCAAGGACUACCUCUUGCCUCCGGACCGGACAAGCACGGCGGUGCCCGAGCCGAUGCUUCUGGCCCUGGCGGGGGGGCUAGCGGGGUGCGUGAUGUGGCUCCCACCGACCUACUGCCUAGACGUGAUCAAGACGAGGAUGCAGACGGCGGAGCCUGGGGUGUACCGUGGAGUGCGGGACUGCUUGAUGAAGACCCUGAGGGCGGAGGGCAUGCCGGUGCUGUUCAGGGGGCUGGGAGCGGCCAUGCUGCGCGCGUUCCCGAUGCACGGCCUCGUGUUCCUUGGCUACGAGACCACCAUCGACCUGUUGGGUGCCCGGCCGCGGUCCUCCUGCAGCCCAACGAGCGUCAACACGUCAUUGGUUAAGCAGGUCCUGGAGUAGUAGGCGAAAGAGAUGACCCUAGUCGGGGCAGGCCGCAAUAUACACCGUGUCGAGAUGUAGAUUUUUCUUGUGGGACUUGCCUCUCGCGCAAGUUGUUGGGCUUUUUGUUUUUGUGUGGAUGUUUAUGGUGGUACUCGAUGUUAUUGAAGUCUGCGCUUUCAGUCUGAUGGAGGAGGAUGUUCUGGAGGUCUGUUCUCAGUCUGGUGGAGGAGGCUGUUUUGGAGGUCUGUGCUCAGUGUGACGGAGGAUGAAUUUCCUCUGGUAUGAUCGAACGGCUGGUAUUCGGGGGAAUGCAUAUAUUUUCAGGAAGAGACGAUAGUAACUAUGUCCCUUGCGCACCCAAUUUCUAUUGCGUUCUUAACCUGCCUUAACCUGCCUGGCGGAU
Ectocarpus sp. CCAP 1310/34 is the source of this 1516-nucleotide messenger RNA. NCBI's taxonomy places the organism in Eukaryota, Phaeophyceae, Ectocarpales, Ectocarpaceae. The record is from the annotation of a GenBank genome assembly.